AUGUCAACCACAUCCUCCAGUCAAAUGCCGGCCACCACUGGCUACACACCAGGCCCCGUGCCAUGCCAACCCAACAGCUUUCCUGCCCCUCUCGAUUACGCUGGCAUGAAUGGCACUGUCUGCGCAGUCUCGAUACAUCCAGCAACUUUCAAUAUCACCCAGUGUUGCCGUAGUGCAGUACGUGUGGUUGACGAUUGUACGCAGUACUGCGAGACCAAGAACCAAGGCAACCAGGCAGUGGAUUCUAAUAUGUUCUCCAACUGCGUCCAGGCAGGUAACAAUGGGACUUUUGUCAGCAGUAUGUGUGGAGAGUACAUGAAUGGUACCGGCGUCAAUGCUUCAUCGCCUGAGGCGCAGACCAACACCGGCUCGAGUCUGGGCUCUUCCUUGGGUUUGAGUAGUGCUGGAGGCCUGGUAGUGUCACUCACGCUUCUGGCUGUGGGUUUCCAAGGCCUGUGGAUGUAA
Molecule: messenger RNA, 465 nt
Organism: Fulvia fulva
Lineage: Eukaryota; Fungi; Ascomycota; Dothideomycetes; Mycosphaerellales; Mycosphaerellaceae
Exons: 2
Coding region: 1-465 (154 amino acids)
Source: RefSeq, a predicted model, not a curated record